GUUUCAAAAAUCAGGCUGAUGCGAUCAUCAGGUGGGGCACACAUCUGCAUAAAACAUUGAUCCAUCCGUCAAUUUUUCAUAACCAUCUGUUUGCUAUGUACAUAUGUGGAUGAUCACAUCCGUUGGAAAGAUGGUACUGUCAUUGCUGCUCCCCUCCCGCAUCUUCUCUGCUCCCCCCAUUUCUUCUUCUAGGGUUGGCGUUUCUCCGCGGCAUUUCUUCAAGCACAUGAGCGUUGUCUCGAGCGAGGCCGCAGCAACGGCGGCUGCGGACGGAAAUGACGCCUCAGGAGGAGAACCGAGUCCAGAGGACGUCCUUGUCCAGUACGUCGUCCUCCGCCGAGAUCUGAUCGAUUCGUGGCCCCUUGGCAGCGUCGUCACGCAAGGCUGCCACGCGUCUGUUGCGGCCAUCUGGUCGAGCAAGGACGACCCUCACACCGUUGAUUACUGCUGCGAUCGCAAUCUCGAUUCCAUGCACAAGGUCACCCUUGAGGUUAAGGGCGAACCCCAAAUCCGAAACUUGUCAGAAAAGCUUGGAGCGGGUGGUAUCAUCCAUAAGCUGUGGAUCGAACAACCAGAGAACAUCCCAACAUGUCUUGCGACAAAACCAUAUCCCAAGUCUGUAGUUUCCUCAUUCUUCAAGAAGCUGAAGCUCUGUAAGUGAUGAAUUCCCAUCCAUGCCACCCAUAUGCAUCAUCAUAGUUCGGUGUUGAAAUGUAGGGAGGCCUGAAAAUCAUGAAGACAUGGGUUUUAAGACUAAGAUUUUUGCAGUUCAUGUAAUAUAUGUCCCCACAUACCCUUUUAGAUCAAAACAGCAUCCCCUGGGCGAA
Magnolia sinica is the source of this 827-nucleotide messenger RNA. RefSeq lists its product as uncharacterized. The record is from RefSeq and is a predicted model, not a curated record. Gene Ontology annotation, molecular function: peptidyl-tRNA hydrolase activity. The coding region runs from base 104 to 661 and encodes 185 amino acids. The transcript is spliced from 2 exons. Lineage: Eukaryota; Viridiplantae; Streptophyta; Magnoliopsida; Magnoliales; Magnoliaceae.